Sitodiplosis mosellana (orange wheat blossom midge) is the source of this 544-nucleotide messenger RNA. RefSeq lists its product as uncharacterized. Lineage: Eukaryota; Metazoa; Arthropoda; Insecta; Diptera; Cecidomyiidae. The record is from RefSeq and is a predicted model, not a curated record. Bases 32 to 487 code for a protein of 151 amino acids. The transcript is spliced from 4 exons.
UCAACCUUUUAACGAUUAUAUCAUCACGAAAAUGAUGAAUACAAUUCGAUAUUUUGGUGUUAUUUUGAGUUUAACUUUGUUUGUGACUUCACUCGUAAAUGGAGACAUGGAAUGUGAAUUGUUGCUCGAGAACGGUGAAAAUAACUAUUUAGCACAUUCGAAGCUUGGAAAUGUAUUUGCUGGUUUCAACCAAAUAUUUGAAACCGUUCAUCGCUCGGAAACCAUUCAGAAAAGUUUGGACACGAAAACAUUGAACUUUGUUGAACUAUUGUUGGCUGCUAAGAAGAUUGAAUUGGAAUUGAAGUCAUUGGACGAAAAUAAAUUCAAUCGGACUAUGGAAGAACUCUGUCGCGAACCAUCAACAGAUAAUCUAUGGCUCGAAAGUACACAUGUGAUUUUAAGAACGGCCAUCGAAUUGAAGACAUUAUUAACACCACUUAUGACCACAAAUGAUCUCGAAUUCAGCACUCGACCACGACUUGGCUGAUUGUUUCUGAUGGAAGAACUCUGUGAACCCAAAUAACUUUUAAAGAACAAAUAUGUC